AUGUCCCUGUGUGACCUGCCGAGGGCCGGCUUCCACGGGACGGCCCAGUGCAACCACACGCGACUGGCCACCACCUGUGUUCUCGAGUGCAACCGGGGAAUGCGUUACGAGUACCUGCCGCCCACCAACGUGUACACGUGCAGCGCGGCGGGAGAGUGGUCGCCGCCCGACCUGCCCCGCUGCGUCGACGCUACUCAGGAGCGGCUCAAGAAAGGCGGCACGUCGACCCGCAGGCCGUCGAGCGGCACAUGCGCAGUCUGGGGCCGGGGCCACUACCGAACCUUCGACGGAUCGCUGUUCAGCUUCCGCAGCCGCUGCCGGCACUUGCUGGCCCACGAGUGCCGGGGCGACACGUUCAGCGUGCACGUGGGCGACGGCCACUGCGCCAACGACAGCCUCCUCUGCCGACGCAGCCUGGACGUCUACGUCGAGGGGCUCCGCUUCGGCUUCGAGCUGGACCCGCCGCGGGUGACGCUGGGUAAUAUAUCUGCGCCGAUCCCCACCACGCUGGAAGGGCUGCGCGUGGACUACGUCGCCGGCAGGAUCGUGAUUAGCAGCGAGCUGGGAUUCACUGUCACAUGGAACGGCGAAGACUUGGUGGAGGUGUCCGUGGACGCGUCCCUGAAGGGAAGCCUGUGCGGGCUUUGCGGACAGUAUGACGACGACCCGACGAACGACUUCGUCAACAGCCACGGUCGACAAGUAACCUCCAGGUCGGCUUUCCUGGAAAGCUGGAGGAGGAACGAACUAGAAGAGGACUGCGAGGACAUUUUCUUCGAUCCUUCCAAGCAGCACCCGAGCGAAGAACUAGUGCUCGAAGCGAGGCGGCUGUGCUCCAGGGUCACCGACAAGCAAUUCGCAGCCUGUCACAAGGUGGUCGAUCCGAAGCCUUACGGCGACAUGUGCCUCGAAGAUUACGUCUCCUGCCUGGGCGAACGCUCCUCGGACUGCCGCUGCAGCGCACUCGCCGAGUAUUUCCGAGAGUGCGAGCGCCUCGGAGGCAAACUUGAGUCCGUCUGGAGGAGGCACGACUUCUGCCGUAAGACGCUUCUGCGAGACAUCCUUUUUUUUGAAGCGACAAUACCUUGAGCGGGCCAAAACAGGGCUAUAACAGUGCAAAGGAGAGCGGCGACAGUACGGGCGCUAAACUUCCAAAUACGUGUGCUUCCUGUGCCUGAUGCCAAGCUUGUGUUACAAAAUAGCCUAUCGUCUGAAAUAAACGCAAAUUGGGAGUUCAGCGCU
Messenger RNA from Dermacentor andersoni, 1242 nucleotides. Its product is annotated as mucin-2-like. Lineage: Eukaryota; Metazoa; Arthropoda; Arachnida; Ixodida; Ixodidae. The record is from RefSeq and is a predicted model, not a curated record.